This is a messenger RNA of Anguilla rostrata (American eel), 2007 nucleotides long. RefSeq names its product ALG1 chitobiosyldiphosphodolichol beta-mannosyltransferase (gene alg1). Bases 43 to 1518 code for a protein of 491 amino acids. The record is from RefSeq and is a predicted model, not a curated record. Gene Ontology annotation, cellular component: endoplasmic reticulum. Gene Ontology annotation, molecular function: mannosyltransferase activity. Lineage: Eukaryota; Metazoa; Chordata; Actinopteri; Anguilliformes; Anguillidae. The transcript is spliced from 13 exons.
AGUGUGCCUUCACGAUGGGCCACGUCAUACCGGAAAACAGUCAUGGCGGACACGAAGUCCUCUGUGAUUGUAGUUUUGUUGCUUCUAACAGUAUUUGCGUGCGGUUUGUAUUUCAGGCAUUAUGGAUUAUUUUACUCUACCUUCCUGGCUUUCGCUGUUGUAUGCUUGUUCCUGCAAGCGAGGAGGUUGCGGGCAAGUAACGGACUGGCAAACCGCAGCGUGUGUGUCUUGGUGUUGGGAGAUAUUGGACGAAGUCCUCGCAUGCAGUACCAUGUCGUGUCCCUCAGCAAACACGGAUACAACGUUUCAUUUGUUGGCUUCCUUGGCACAAAGCCCCACCAAGAUGUUCUUGGAAAUGAGAGAAUAAAGAUUAUCCCAAUUUCAGAACUGACAGGGCUUACAGCUGGCCCAAAAAUCCUCAGAUAUGUCACCAAAGUGAUUUUACAAUCACUGCAACUUUUGUAUGUGCUGCUGAAGAUCGAUGCUCCCUCUUAUGUUCUCAUGCAGAACCCCCCUGGUUUGCCCGGUAUUGCAGUGACGUGGUUGGUGUGUUUGUUACGAGGCAGCAAGUUCAUCAUAGACUGGCACAACUACGGCUACACCAUCAUGGCACUGACUCAUGGAGAGAAGCAUCCCAUCGUCCGGGUUGCCAAAUGGUACGAGAAGUUCUUCGGCGUUUUUUCUCAUCACAACCUCUGUGUCACUAACGCCAUGAAGGAAGACCUGCGGAGAAACUGGAGCAUAAAGGCAACAACACUGUACGACAAGCCCCCCCUGAUGUUUAGGGAGGCCCCUUUGGAGGCCCGGCACGGUCUCUUUAUGAAAAUGAGGGAUCUCUAUUCUCCGUUUAAACCACCGGAGGAGGCUCACGGCGAAGGGGUGGAGAGGACGGCAUUCACAAAGCGGGACGGGGGCACGGGCACCGUCACCCUCGCUGACGGACGCCCCGCCCUGCUGCUGAGCAGCACCAGCUGGACCGAAGAUGAGGAUUUCUCCAUUCUGCUGAAAGCAUUGGAAGAAUAUGAGGAGUUCGUCGAGGGCGGGGCCUCAUUGCCUCCUCUGGUCUGCGUCAUCACAGGUAAAGGCCCACAGAAGGAGCACUACAGAGCACUGAUUGACACACUGCAGCUCAAACAUGUACAGAUCUGCACACCUUGGCUGGAAGCUGAGGAUUAUCCCAUCCUUCUCGGAUCGGCUGAUCUUGGAGUCUGCCUGCACAAGUCCUCCAGUGGCCUGGAUCUGCCGAUGAAGGUGGUGGACAUGUUUGGCUGCUGCUUGCCAGUCUGUGCCAUACACUUCCAAUGUUUGCAUGAGCUGGUGAAACAUGAAGAGAACGGGCUGAUAUUCAAGGACUCCCAGGAGCUAGCUGAACAGCUGAAGACACUUCUGUCAGAGUUCCCGGGAACAGAGGGGAGGCUGGCUCGCUUUCGGAGGAACCUGAGGACCAAUGAGCAGCUGCGAUGGGACGAGAGCUGGGAUAGAACUGUCCUCCCUCUGCUGGCCGCUGACGCCAGCUGACCAAAGACCCCCCCCUCCCCAAGUCAAGUGAAAUUGGGUCAAUCAAAAACAGCUGAACUAAAAUAAUAUUGCCCUUGAAAGUGAAAUGUGCACUUAAAAAGCAAAUGGGGGCAGGUUUCACAGGACAUUAAAACCCAGGAAAAGCAUUUAGUUGACCAACAUCUGUAAAGCGCCCUUGCAGGAGCCAUUGACUUGGCACACAUUUUGUAUGCCCAACUUAAUUUGUUCCAUGGUGGUUCUUUUUGUGUACGUUUUUUUUCCAGAAAAUGAUCCCCAGAAAGAUGCCCUAUCUAAUGGACAUUUCUGCAGUGAAGCUUUCUGUUUUCACAGAUAGCAACCUUGGGUGUCCAUUUUCGUACAUUCCACACAGAAAUUGAAACUUGAAUAUAUGUAUGUCAAUACACUAGAACUGUUCAUGUAAAUACUUUAUUAUAAAGCAUUGUGUUGCAUAAACAUUAUGCAUUUAUAAAUGCAGUUUUAUUAUCUCAA